CCUGAGCAUCGGCUGGAAGACAAAAUACAAUAUGCGUGAGUGCAUUUCCGUCCAUGUUGGCCAAGCUGGAGCACAGAUUGGUAAUGCAUGCUGGGAGCUUUACUGUCUGGAGCACGGUAUCCAGCCGGAUGGACAGAUGCCCAGUGAUAAGACAAUAGGAAGAGGAGACGAUUCCUUCAACACAUUCUUCAGUGAGACGGCUUCAGGAAAACAUGUUCCACGUGCCAUCUUUGUUGAUCUGGAACCCACCGUGAUUGAUGAAGUACGGACUGGCACCUACCGCCAGCUCUUUCACCCAGAACAACUCAUCACUGGAAAAGAGGACGCUGCCAAUAACUAUGCCAGGGGACACUACACCAUUGGCAAGGAGAUCAUUGAUUCAGUCCUCGAUCGUAUCCGCAAACUGAGUGAUCAGUGCACUGGCCUCCAAGGUUUCCUG
This is a messenger RNA of Sinocyclocheilus grahami, 439 nucleotides long. RefSeq names its product tubulin alpha chain-like. The transcript has 4 exons. NCBI's taxonomy places the organism in Eukaryota, Metazoa, Chordata, Actinopteri, Cypriniformes, Cyprinidae. The record is from RefSeq and is a predicted model, not a curated record. Gene Ontology annotation, biological process: microtubule-based process. The annotation marks the transcript as partial. Gene Ontology annotation, cellular component: microtubule. Gene Ontology annotation, molecular function: structural constituent of cytoskeleton; GTP binding.